Messenger RNA from Penicillium subrubescens, 180 nucleotides. RefSeq lists its product as uncharacterized. Bases 1 to 180 code for a protein of 59 amino acids. The record is from RefSeq and is a predicted model, not a curated record. Lineage: Eukaryota; Fungi; Ascomycota; Eurotiomycetes; Eurotiales; Aspergillaceae. The transcript has a single exon.
AUGGAGCCCUAUCACCGCGCCCUCGUUGUUGGCAACAUCGCUGGUUUUGACGAGGAGGCUGCUUCUUCGGGGGAACUGCGGUUUAUCUGGUUUGAUGAGUGUGGGCUUGUGGUGCACGAGGCGCGCGUCGAAGUUGAGGACGCCCAGAAGCUGGCUGCAUUCCAGUAUGGUGAUUUUUGA